GAUGAUUCUUCCCUCGCCGUUAAUCACACCAGAGGCUCAGCUGCGUAUUCUGGAAAAGAAAAAUUGUACAUUGUAUCUCAGGCCGGUCGAGAUGGCCGGUCCUGUAGGUGCUAUUCUACAAAAGGCACCUCAUAUCGAGAGUAUCACGGUCCCAGGAAUCGAGGAGUUUCUCAGGGAUGAUGCAGCAUCGCCAGUAGUUUAUGGAAAGACAUGGGAUGAAGGAAAAGACGAUCCGUGGCUGGUGUUCCACACCUCAGGCACAACAGGUAUAUUCUUUAAAUUCGAUACAUUCAAACCAUACCCUAACCUUCUCCAAGGAAAUCCCAAGCCGAUCACCUAUACACAUCAAAUGAUGGCUGGUACCGAUACCGCGGCUUCUUUGCCGGACAUCGAAGAAACUCAUAUUCAUCAAUAUGCCCAGCGAAGGUGGUACACCCCUUUGCCCUCGCUGCAUGUAAGACCUCGACCUCAGGCUGUUUCCUGAUCCCGGACAUAUGCUUACUAGCAUAGUUUGUUGGCAUGUUGAUGAGCCUUGCCAUGACUGGGUUCGUGAAUAUGACAUCCGUCAUUGGGCCUCCAGCACCCCCUACCCCCAAACUUCUUAUAGAUAUUUUCCGCUACGGCCGGAUAGACGGUGCACUUCUCAUGCCCGCUCUAAUUGACGCACUCUGUCUCCUUCCCGAAGGCAUUGAAGCGCUACGAGAACUUAAAUACGUUCAUUAUGCUGGUGCUCCGCUCUCGGCCAAAUCUGGAAAUCUACUAGCACCCUACACACAAGUUGUCCCCUGUGUCGGCAGCACCGAAGCAGGCGGGUACUUCACGACCAUUCAUCAAAACAAGGACGCAUGGGAUUACCUCUCCUUCCAAAAGCAUUCCGGGGCAGAGUUCGAACACCGCAUGAACGACCUGCACGAGCUUGUAUUUGUGCGUCGUCCCGAAUGCGCAAUGCAGCAGAUCUUCCAGGUCUAUCCAGAUCGCGAUUCUUUCGGAACAGAUGAUCUGUGGAUCGAGCAUCCGGUGCACAAAGGACUAUGGAAGAUCAUCGGCCGCAGCGACGAUUACGUAUAUCUAGCUCAUGGUGACGGACUGCAUGCUUCGCUUCUGGAACCAGAGAUCAUCGCUCAUCCUAGCGUGAAGACCGCGAUCAUUGGAGGCCAUGGGCAGAUAUCGCCAGUUCUUCUGGUGGAGUUGAUUCCUGGGGUGGAGUUGGACAAUGCGGCUUUGAAGGAAAGCCUAAAGCCCUGUAUCGAGAAGGUCAAUGUACAUUGUCAUGACUGUGUGAAGCUCUCUUCGGAGCGGUUGAUCUUCGCCACGAAGGACAAGCCAUUUAUCUUGACGGCGAAAGGAAGUGUGGCGAGAUUGCAGACUUUGGCUCUCUAUGAGGAAGAGAUCGUAUCCUUGUUCGCUUAAGACAAAGCAAAUGGUAUGAUCUUUUGAUGAAGUUGGUGACCAGCAUUCUUCAUAUAUACAACGAAAAAGCAAUGGCUCACUAUUCUUCAAGUGACAAUAGUAUAGUUCUUCAUGGAGAUUUUGACUCACUUAAGGUACUCUUAUUAUUCUGAAUAGGCUUCCAGAGAACAGACUAACUACACUGCCAUUGUCAUGUGUAUAUAUUGCGAGGGUAAAAAACAGAGAAUAUGAAAAAAAAACAUACAACAGGAGGGAUUCG
This is a messenger RNA of Aspergillus pseudonomiae, 1669 nucleotides long. RefSeq names its product putative AMP-binding enzyme. The transcript has a single exon. Bases 520 to 1410 code for a protein of 296 amino acids. The record is from RefSeq and is a predicted model, not a curated record. NCBI's taxonomy places the organism in Eukaryota, Fungi, Ascomycota, Eurotiomycetes, Eurotiales, Aspergillaceae.